GCUGUCGGACUCCGCCACUGCACCUACACACGGCGGUCGCAGCAGCAGCAGCCCCUCUCCUGUCACCACCGGGACUGCCUGUCCUCAGAGGCAGUGUUUACAGCAAUAACCCGUAACACCAAAAAGACCAUCGUCCCGCCAGCAACAUGGUGAACUUCACGGUGGACCAGAUCCGUGCCAUCAUGGACAAGAAGUCCAACAUCAGAAACAUGUCAGUGAUUGCCCACGUGGAUCAUGGGAAGUCCACCUUGACGGACUCCCUGGUUUCCAAGGCUGGGAUUAUCGCUUCAGCCCGGGCCGGGGAGACCCGCUUCACAGACACGCGCAAGGAUGAGCAGGAGCGCUGCAUCACCAUUAAAUCAACGGCCAUCUCUAUGUAUUAUGAGCUUGGAGAUAAUGACCUGGCGUUCAUCAAGCAGAGUAAAGACGGAAACGGCUUUCUCAUCAACCUGAUUGACUCUCCGGGCCACGUGGAUUUCUCCUCGGAGGUCACAGCUGCUCUCAGGGUAACCGACGGCGCCCUGGUGGUGGUGGACUGUGUCUCAGGUGUGUGUGUGCAGACCGAGACCGUCCUGCGGCAGGCCAUCGCUGAGCGCAUCAAACCGGUUCUGAUGAUGAACAAAAUGGACCGGGCCCUGCUUGAGCUGCAGCUGGAACCUGAUGAGCUUUACCAGACUUUUCAGCGCAUCGUAGAGAAUGUCAAUGUCAUCAUCUCAACCUACGGAGAAGAUGAGAGCGGACCCAUGGGAAGCAUCAUGAUCGAUCCCGUCAUUGGAACAGUGGGCUUUGGUUCCGGACUCCACGGGUGGGCUUUCACCUUAAAGCAGUUUGCUGAAAUGUAUGUGGCAAAGUUCACUGCAAAAGGAGUGGCCCAGCUGGGACCAGCAGAGAGGUGUAAGAAAGUGGAGGACAUGAUGAAGAAGCUGUGGGGAGACAGAUACUUUGAUCCAAGCGCUGGGAAAUUCAGUAAGACUGCAACAGGUCCUGAUGGACAGAAGUUUCCUCGAACGUUUAGCCAGCUGGUUUUGGAUCCCAUCUUUAAGGUGUUUGAUGCCAUCAUGAAUUUCAGAAAGGAAGAAACGGCUAAACUUAUUGAUAAGUUGGACGUUAAGCUGGACUCGGAGGACAAGGAAAAGGAGGGGAAGCCCCUGCUGAAGGCAGUGAUGCGGCGCUGGCUACCUGCUGGAGAAGCCCUGCUUCAGAUGAUCACCAUCCACCUGCCGUCCCCGGUCACUGCACAGAAAUACCGCUGUGAGCUCCUCUACGAGGGGCCAGGAGAUGACGAAGCUGCCAUGGGUAUUAAAAACUGCGAUCCCAAGGCUCCAUUGAUGAUGUAUAUUUCCAAGAUGGUCCCAACAACCGACAAGGGUCGUUUCUACGCCUUCGGGCGAGUGUUUUCUGGCUGUGUGUCUACGGGGCAGAAGGUGCGCAUCAUGGGGCCGAACUUCACCCCUGGCAAAAAGGAAGACCUUUACAUCAAACCUAUACAGAGAACCAUUCUGAUGAUGGGUCGGUAUGUGGAACCUAUAGAAGAUGUCCCAUGUGGUAACAUAGUGGGUCUAGUUGGAGUAGACCAGUUUCUUGUGAAAACAGGCACCAUUACCACCUUUGAUCAAGCUCAUAACAUGAGGGUGAUGAAGUUCAGUGUGAGUCCUGUGGUCAGAGUGGCUGUGGAGGCCAAAAAUCCUGCUGACCUGCCCAAGCUGGUGGAGGGUUUGAAGCGUCUGGCUAAGUCAGAUCCCAUGGUGCAGUGCAUCAUCGAGGAGUCAGGGGAGCAUAUCAUCGCUGGAGCAGGAGAGCUGCACCUGGAGAUCUGCCUUAAAGACCUGGAGGAGGACCACGCCUGCAUUCCUCUGAAGAAAUCCGACCCAGUGGUGUCUUAUAGAGAAACCGUGUCAGAGGAAUCAGACCAGAUGUGUCUGUCCAAGUCUCCCAACAAGCACAACCGUCUCUUCAUGAAGGCGCGUCCGUUCCCAGAUGGUUUGGCUGAAGACAUCGAAAAGGGGGACGUCAGCGCUCGGCAGGAGCUCAAGGCUCGUGCGCGCUACCUUGCCGAUAAGUACGAGUGGGAGGUCACAGAGGCCAGAAAGAUCUGGUGCUUCGGUCCAGACGGAAGCGGUCCCAACCUGCUGAUAGAUGUGACAAAGGGGGUUCAGUACCUAAAUGAAAUCAAGGACAGCGUUGUGGCAGGAUUCCAGUGGGCAUCUAAAGAGGGCGCACUUUGUGAGGAAAACAUGCGUGCGGUCCGCUUCGACAUCCAUGACGUGACCCUGCACGCAGAUGCCAUUCACCGCGGAGGAGGACAGAUUAUUCCCACCGCCCGUAGGGUUCUGUACGCCUGCCAGCUCACAGCUCAGCCUCGGCUAAUGGAGCCCAUCUACCUUGUGGAGAUUCAGUGCCCAGAGCAGGUGGUGGGUGGAAUAUAUGGGGUGUUGAACCGGAAACGUGGACAUGUGUUUGAGGAAUCCCAGGUUAUGGGAACUCCCAUGUUUGUGGUGAAAGCGUACCUGCCUGUCAAUGAAUCCUUCGGGUUCACAGCUGACCUGCGCAGUAACACCGGAGGCCAGGCCUUCCCUCAGUGUGUGUUUGACCACUGGCAGAUUCUCCAGGGAGACCCCAAUGAUCCUGCCACCAGACCCUGCCAAGUUGUUGCUGAAAUUAGGAAACGCAAAGGCCUAAAAGAGGGUAUACCAGCCCUUGACAACUACUUGGACAAAUUGUAAACACACACCUCGGAUUCUAAAUCACCAAAUGAACACCAAACCCUUCCCCGUGGGCACUUUAAAUCUUUGGAGAGGCUUCUAAGUACAUUGCACAGUUUAUUUUCAUGUUAAGUCCAGAGCAGAAACACAACUUCAGUUGUAAGGUAGUGGAAAAGGUAGUGUUUUUUUAAUUAUUUUUGUUGCCCCCAUUCCACAGCUACACCAAGUGCCUAGGGUGAGGGUUUUGGGAAGCAAUUGGAUCGAGGCAGUUAUUCCUCUUUUGUUAGCUCACAUUUUCUCCGUUUUUCAUUUACUUAUCUGCCAGGAGGAGCCUGUACAGUGCACUGUGAUACUGCUGCAAUAAUGCUUGUUCAAAUGGAUCGUGGCCAGAUUUAAGAAUGGAAAUCACAACAAAGUGUUGCAGAAGUCAGACUGGCUGAAUUGAACUUUUGCUCAAUUGAUGUAAUGAAUAAAAAGUCAAGUCAUGAUGAAAAUGUGA
Oryzias latipes (Japanese medaka) is the source of this 3201-nucleotide messenger RNA. RefSeq names its product eukaryotic translation elongation factor 2b (gene eef2b). Gene Ontology annotation, molecular function: GTP binding; GTPase activity; ribosome binding. NCBI's taxonomy places the organism in Eukaryota, Metazoa, Chordata, Actinopteri, Beloniformes, Adrianichthyidae. Gene Ontology annotation, biological process: translational elongation. The record is from RefSeq and is a predicted model, not a curated record. Gene Ontology annotation, cellular component: cytosol; ribonucleoprotein complex.